CACACAUGAUACAUAUAAACCUUUGAACUAGAAGUGGAGGCCCACUCUUGAUCACUUUGGAUGCAUGCUCUGGUUUUGUCGACGGUCCAGUUUAACGGACACUGCUCGAGUCGCUUUCCUUCACUGCGCUCCUCCUCCACACAGACUGACAGUGAGAGUUCAUUUGAACUAGUUAGUGCAUGUCGAGGAAGGGUUGCCGUCGAGAGAAAUACUCCCCAUAGUCACCUGGAGUGAUCCAGUUUCUAUCGACUAAUUUUGAUGGUGUUUGUUAUGGAGUCACGCAUGAUUGAAGCCAUCAAGUACAAUGUGUUUUGUGUGUUGCUGGGGACUGCUGCCUGCACACUAGGAUGUGGUGUAGCUUCCGUUCUCCUGCUGAGCUUAUGAGGGAACUCAUUGUCUCCUAAUGUUUGCUUAACCAUCCCGCUUGAGCAUCUAGAGUGUUGCAUGCGGGUCACCCAGCGAAUUCUUCGCCCACGUUUUUCCUCAAUUCUAGGCAUACUAGUAUGUCUGUUGCUCACCUCCUCCGUGGAUCGAUCUCUACUCUGAGAAUCAUUAAAGCUAGUGCACAGUAAACUUCAUUUCUGUCUCGUCUUAGAUGCCUCGGGAUACGAUCUGCAUAUUCCGUGUAUAGCGUUGGUUCCAAGCACGUUUGAGUGUAAUAGAGGAGGUGAUUCAGCAUACGCAGGGUGUGCAUUAGACUGGAGUAAUUUCACAGAUUCUGCUAGCGUCCAUCGAUUGGUCUGUUCCGUGACUGCCGUAGGAAAGAUUGUGAAGAGUUUGGGGCGCAUUUCGAAUGAUGGGAACUGGGCACAUAGCUGUCCUACUUCCUGACCAAGAGCACUUGAAGCGAACUCGCCCUUGGGGGGGGAACAUCAUGCAUGAGCCAGAUGUUAAAGGAGGAGGGGAUGUACCGUACUGGAGAAAGAAAGUGCUCGUAACCAAUACUGACGCCACAGAUUCGUCGGGAGAUGCAAGCACAAGCGAGCAGUGGCCACCGCGAUCCUACAUGUGCAAUUUCUGCCGACGAGAGUUUCGCACUGCGCAAGGCCUGGGAGGGCACAUGAAUGUGCACAGGCGAGAGAGGGCACAGGCAAAUCAAUUGGCGCACCUAACAAACAGCAACGAAGCACUACUCGCUAGCACAAACUCGCAGGAUGCCAACAGUGCGACGUGCAUGCAAGGAGAAUGGAAACGAGGAUAUUACAAUUAUCUAAAUGGCGCCCCACUCUCCCAGCAAGCAUCCACUUUAUCUUCGAACCAACCACUCGGCGGGAUAUUACAUUCGUCUGAGAAACCUGGUGACACUGUCGACCUUGAGCUUCGACUUGGUCAGAAAUCUGAUUAAAUUGCAUUAUUAUUCGGCUUCUGUAGAGCAUGAACAACUCAAUGUUACAGAUAGCGGACUUGACCGUGCAGAUCGCCCCGUCGGUCCAUGUUUACAAAUUGCUACAGUUGUAGCGCAUUUGUCUCCUUCCUUGUAAGGAAUCUUUGGGUUCGUGAAAUUUGGCAGAAAGCUUUAGCUUCAAUGUAGUCUAAACCCUCAGUGUUGUGAUCACCUGUCAUCAAAAGAUUUCCAGAUCAUGGUUGUUAUGUACAUAAAGUAAGAAGAAAGCAUCUGCAACAGCGCCGAUCUCUCUUGUAAUUGGUUGGAGAGUAUUAGACAAGAGUUGGAUUGAGCAAUGUUCCCACCUCGAUCCAAAUAGUUAUGGCCGGCUUAUAGGGCCUACUCUGCCUUAAAAUUGCUUCUAUACAUGCAGAUUAUAACAGUUUUUCUUGUUAUAAGUUUGAGAUCAGCGCCUGUCAGUAACAAGAAAGCAAUGUUUAUAGCCUUAGUUCCUUCAAAAUAGUCUGUAGAAGCUCUAAGUUGUGGAAUCUGAUUUUGUAUUUGGAUGACUUAUCAUUGCAUUAAUGAGUUCAAUAUAAUAUGAUUGCGAGAAUUGAA
Molecule: messenger RNA, 1942 nt
Organism: Physcomitrium patens
Lineage: Eukaryota; Viridiplantae; Streptophyta; Bryopsida; Funariales; Funariaceae
Product: transcriptional regulator TAC1
Source: RefSeq, a predicted model, not a curated record